UGUAAGACGCGCGUUUGCGCAUGCGAGAGAAAAGAGCCGCCGCGCGCUCUCGCUGACUCCGCUCGCGCGCUCCGCUUGGCCGGCCUGAGGUGAGAAGGAGCCGCCGCUGAGGCGCAGCCCCCUUAGCCCCGCGAGGACUCGAGGAAGGGCGCCGAGAGCUUUGCCUGCCCACCCGCCUGCCUUGCCAGCGCCACGACGGAGGGAGCGGCCAUGAGCGACCGCGAGCAGCUGCUGCAGCGAGCCCGCCUGGCCGAGCAGGCGGAGAGAUACGACGACAUGGCCGCGGCCAUGAAAGCGGUGACGGAGCUGAAUGAACCUCUUUCAAAUGAAGACAGAAACCUGCUCUCUGUAGCCUAUAAGAAUGUUGUUGGUGCCAGGAGAUCUUCCUGGAGAGUCAUCAGCAGCAUAGAACAGAAAACCAUGACUGAUGGGAAUGAAAAGAAGCUGGAAAAAGUGAAGGCAUACAGGGAGAAGAUUGAGAAGGAGUUGGAGACCGUGUGCAAUGAUGUUCUGGCCCUCCUAGAUAAGUUCUUGAUCAAGAACUGCAGUGACAUUCAAUAUGAGAGCAAGGUCUUUUACCUGAAAAUGAAAGGUGAUUACUACCGCUACUUAGCAGAAGUUGCUACAGGUGAAAAGAAGAACAGUGUUGUGGAAGCAUCAGAAGCUGCCUACAAAGAAGCGUUUGAGAUCAGCAAAGAGCACAUGCAACCCACGCACCCUAUCCGGCUGGGGCUGGCACUCAACUUCUCAGUGUUCUACUAUGAAAUCCAGAAUGCCCCUGAGCAGGCCUGCCUUCUAGCCAAACAAGCCUUUGAUGAUGCCAUAGCUGAGCUGGAUACACUCAAUGAGGAUUCCUACAAGGACUCCACUCUUAUCAUGCAGCUACUUCGAGACAACCUCACUCUCUGGACAAGCGACCAGCAAGAUGAGGAAGCAGGGGAGGGCAACAACUGAAGAGCUUUUCCCCAUCACAGCUUACCAUCAAACCCCCAUCACCAAUACUUCCUUGCCACAAUCACACUAUGUAUCUAGUGCUAAGCAUAUCUGUAUUGUUGGCACAGCUAUGAGGUCUGCCAGAUGCCGCAUCAGACAGCUCUUCAUGUGCAUUGCUGGACUGAAAGGUGUAUCAGCCCCUUUUUACUAUAGUGGCAUAUUGAUUGUGUAGAAGGAAAAUGAGGCAUUUUAGUUUCAUUUGAUUAAUAAUAUAUUGGUUAACAUAAUGGAAAGUGAGGGGAAUUGAUCAGAAAUCUAAACCAUUCCAUUUUCCGUUUGGAAGGAGCGAAUUAUGUGUGUUCAGCAGUAUGCCUUUACAUUCAAAAUAAAUGAAUAUGCUGAUCCUGUCGGCCAGUGGAAACUACCAUAAGAAGGUGUGAACUGAUUUUGUCUUCAUUUUUUAAAAAGUGGUGUUCUGUAAUCUGUGUUUGCCUCUUAACGUUCACAGACUUUGGUUUAAAGCAAUGCAUCUUGAGAGGUUUUGAUAUUUGUAACUUUUUUUUGCAAGUUUGAAAUCAUGAAAUUUUGUUUUGGUAAAUUCUUUGGCUGCUCAGUUGCCUGUGUAUUCUGACAGCUCUGUGUCAAUGUUAGCCCAUAUUAAGAUGGAUCAUGAUGAGAGAUCAGAAUUCUAAAUUAAGUGUGUUGGAAUCAAACAAAAAUAAACUGCUGCUUUGGGGA
Molecule: messenger RNA, 1671 nt
Organism: Eublepharis macularius
Lineage: Eukaryota; Metazoa; Chordata; Lepidosauria; Squamata; Eublepharidae
Gene: YWHAH
Product: tyrosine 3-monooxygenase/tryptophan 5-monooxygenase activation protein eta
Exons: 2
Coding region: 211-954 (247 amino acids)
Biological process (GO): signal transduction
Cellular component (GO): cytoplasm
Source: RefSeq, a predicted model, not a curated record